Messenger RNA from Diabrotica virgifera virgifera (western corn rootworm), 520 nucleotides. Its product is annotated as testis-specific gene A8 protein-like. The transcript has 2 exons. The coding region runs from base 107 to 469 and encodes 120 amino acids. The record is from RefSeq and is a predicted model, not a curated record. Lineage: Eukaryota; Metazoa; Arthropoda; Insecta; Coleoptera; Chrysomelidae.
UACUAAUAAAAAUUGCAAAAUUAACCCAAAAUGUCCACUUUUUAGCAAGGUGGGACUGUAACCCAUGUAUCGAAGAAUAUAAAAAGCUGAAUUUACAUGAUUUAGUAUGUCAAAAAUCAUCCAACGAUCAAAAAUGUUCCACUACAUUGUUAUCUUAGCUCUUGCCUCUGCAGUACUGGCUGACCCAGCUCCAAAAGCCGACCCAAGUCUCCUUGCAGCUCCUCUCGCAGUCGCCCCAGCUGUAGCUCCAGCAGUCGUCACCGCCCAAAGUUCGCAAGUCUUCGCCCGUCAGUACAACGCCUUAGUAGCUCCAGCAGCUCCUCUUGUAGCAGCCGCUCCGGUUGCAGCAGCUCCUCUUGUAGCAGCCGCUCCAGUAGCACCAGCACCUUAUGUAGCAGCUCCAGCUACCCCUUUGCUGGCGGGCUACAGGGUCGCUGCCCCUUACUUAGCUGCUCCUGGUUAUUUAUAAACCAUGUAAAUUUGUAACUUAAUUUGUACAUAACGAAGAAAUAUAAUAAUA